Messenger RNA from Schizosaccharomyces octosporus yFS286, 5608 nucleotides. RefSeq names its product medial ring protein Alm1. The transcript has a single exon. Gene Ontology annotation, molecular function: structural constituent of nuclear pore. The record is from RefSeq and is a predicted model, not a curated record. Gene Ontology annotation, biological process: mRNA export from nucleus. Bases 231 to 5414 code for a protein of 1727 amino acids. Gene Ontology annotation, cellular component: nuclear pore. NCBI's taxonomy places the organism in Eukaryota, Fungi, Ascomycota, Schizosaccharomycetes, Schizosaccharomycetales, Schizosaccharomycetaceae.
AAUAGGUGCUACUAAGCAAUAUUUUAAACCGAUACUACUCUUUGCUCCGAUCUAGGAAAUUCCAUAAUUAAAUAUAUUUUAUAAAUAUUUUUCAAUUUUGUAGGGUUUGUUUGAGCUCGUUGUCGCGAAAGCUCUUUCUUUAGCAGAAUUGGUAACAGGAGCUUCAUCUAAGAAGUUACCAUACCUGACAAUCUUCUACAUUAUUAGUUUGAAAAAGUUUUUUGCACAUUAUGUCUUCAGGUGAACAUGAAGAUGAUGUUCAAUUCGUUCACGAACGCUUCGGCGUGUCUCCUGAAGACCUAAAGCAUUUAGCUAAAGUGCCAAGUUUUUCGGUACUAGUUAUUGCAUUACGUUCAAAGGUACGCGACAUGAAUUCACUGAAGGAACAGAUGGUUUUACAAGAGGUGAAUUCCGAGCAUAAACAGAACGUGACAAAUCGAAGAGUGCUGCACCUUGAAGAACAGCUUAGUUCACGGAAUGAAACAGUCAAGCAAUUUCAGGAGAAAACCGAAGAACUCCAAAAGGAUGUGGAUGCUUUGAGAGAAGCGAAUUCUCUAAUUCAGUCUCAGGUUAACAAACAAUCUGAAGAGAAGAAUUCAUUAGUUAUAGAAAAACAAGAAAUGAAUUCCAGAAUUGCCGACAUGGAAAGGAAACUUGUUGAGUCCCAGAAUCUCCUUAGGACGCUUCACGAAGAAAAGCAAAAAGGCGAGGAUUCAGUCCGAAACUUGCAGCAACAGAUGCGAGAAAUGGAAGAGAAUCAGCGAAAUUUUACGUUGAAUCAAAGUAGCAAAACUCUGAAAGAAGAACUGUACUUACAAGAAAAAAAUGCUUUGGUUUCGGAUAUAAAAUUGCUUCAAGACGAAACUAGAAACAUGUCCGAAGAACUCAAAUCUUCAAGAGAAAGCCAGAAUAUACUCCAGGAGCAAGUUACUUCACUUAAGGUUAGUAAUUCUGAGUUACAGAAAAAGUACGCAAAAGUUGUUCAUGAGAGUCAAACUAAAUUGAGGGAUGAAGGAUCAGGUACUUCUACUACAGCAAUGGAAGUUGACAAUCAGAAUGACGUUUUUAAUGAUUUACAAAAGGAGCUUGAAGCUCAGCAACGUUUAACCACUUUAUGGGAGUCUCAAUGCUCAGAACUUAAAUCACAACUAAAUAAAUCACUCAAUUAUCAGAGUACUUCCGAGGACUUAGACACAUCUUCUAAUGAGUCUUUAAAAGAACAGUUGGAAACAAGCAAGAAUCAAUUGAAAGUUGCUAACGAAACAAUUAACAAUUUACAAUCCGAAGUUGAUAAAUGUGCUAGCGAACUGCAGGUUACAAAAGAGAGAAAAGAGGUAUCCCCGACAGGUGUUGGUCUUUUUUCGUCAAUUGCUCAGAAACUAAGUGCAUCACAGAACCCUGAAAUAUCUUUCACGAAAGUGUAUUCUGACAAUAUGCGGUUACAGCAAGCAGUUUUGAAUUUGCAGCAACAACUUGAUCGUGCUAACGAUAAGAUUUGUUGGUUUUUCUAUCAAAUUAAACAACGUGUUCCAAUUUUUCAACAACAAAGGGAGGAGAUUGCAAGAAAUAACGUUUAUAUGAUUGAUAUGAGUGAACAGUUGUCCACGUCAAAAGAAAUUAUUAAUCAUACCAAACAAGAAUUUGAGGGUUUAAAGUUACAGCACGAAGAAACUCAUUUAAGACUUAUGGCUACUCAAGUUCAAUGUCGAGAUCUGACGCGGGAGGUUCAGUGUCUUCUCUUACAGUUAGAUCACAUGCAAGGAGCGGGUAUUAGAGACUUACCCCAAAAUAUACAAGAAGCUUUGGAUAAAUAUUCCAAACAGCCAUCCGGGGAUGAACUAACAAUGUCUGUUGAAAUUCCCAAUUUUACGUCGGUACAAGAUGCUUUAAGACAAGUCUUACAGCUUCGCGAAAACAUACGAGCUCUUGAAUGCAAUUUGGAAAUCCAAAAAAAAGCUUCUGAGUAUCAACUUUCAAUCAGGACCGAAGAAUUGAAUGAUCAACAUGAACAUUCGACAAAUGCACUACAAAAUGAGCUGAAGUUGGCCAACACCAAAAUGGAAAAUUUUGUUCAUGAGCGUAGUGUCCUUAAAGAAAUGUUAAACAUGUAUAAAGAAAAGCUUGCUCAAAGCGUUUCCCAAAAGACUUCUACUGAAAACGGUCCUUCACAGGCAGUUGAUGAUAUUGAAAAACAACUAGAGAUGUAUCGAAGCGAGAUGGUUGCAGCUAAUGAAUCACUUUCUAAGAGGAUUAAUGAUCUUAUUAGCCAGCUUGAACAGACACGAAAAGAAGCGAACAAAGUGAAAUAUCGUGAACAAUUAAGCUUACAACGACUAAAUGUAUCUAGACAGAACGUCGAUUCUCUCAGAAAAGAAAUGAACGAGCUGAAAUCCCUUAAUGGUUAUCUUCAAGAGGUCCUCAAUCGUCAAGAUUCGAAUGCCGGUAGAAUAUAUGAAGAGCACAUUCAACUCAAAUCAUUAUGUUCAAGAAUGAACAGCGAGAUUGCAAAUUUGACCAGUGAAAAGGAGGUUUUCGGUAAAAUUCAGCAACGAUUGACUUCAGAAAAUGAUAAUUUGCUGGCUGAGCGAGAACGCUUGACAAAUCUUGUUUCUAAUUUGCAAUCACUUCUCAACGAGCAACAAAGGAUUUUUUCACUCAAUAAAAUUUCUUUUGAGACUAAAAAUAAGGAAUUGGAAGAAGCCAUUAACACGUUGCAAGAUUCUAAUCAAAAAUUAGAAAACUCUUUGCAAUUAGCAAAUGAGCUAACAAAUGCGAAGGACAUAGAUAUAGAUUCUCUUCGGCAAAAACUCGACGAAGUUGAAGCUACGAAACAAGAGCACCUAAAAGUUAAGGACUCUCUUGAAUUGGAAAAUAGGGGAUUACAGUCACGAAUAAGCUCAGAAAUUAAUAAAGUAGAGGAACUCCAAAGAAAGCUGUCUCAUCAACAGUCGAUGUCGGCUUCCGAACGUGAAACUGAGCUGAGUUCAGUUGUGUUUGAUUUGAAAACAGAAAAUUCAUCUUUGCAAACCAGUCUUAAUGCAUCAAACGACAACAUAAAGCGUCUAGAGGAAGCUAGUCGCUUAGCUGAAGAAACUCUAGAGAAGCUUCAAAGGGAAUACCAAUCAUUGCAGUUGUCUACUUCAAAACAAUUAAAAGAAAAUACUGAAAAUAUUAAAGCUUUAGAGAAGAGAAGCAAUGAGCUUGAGGAAAAACUCAUCAAAGCUCAACAACAACACCAUAAUGAUAACGAGCAAAAGGAUGGCAGGAUUUCCGUACUGAUAAAAGAAAAUGAACAACUAACAACAGAAAUUACAGAUGCUCGUAACUUAGAGAAGAAACUACUUCAGAAACAAAGAUCGCUACAACAAGAGGUUGUGAAAUUAUCUGAAGAUUGCCGAAAAGCACAUGAUGCCUAUGAAAAGGAGUUGCUCCGACAUGCAAAUGCGAUGUCAAGUCUCCAAAAACUCAGGACUGAGUACGAGUCUGUACUUGAACGCACUAGUAAUGUUUCUGAGCCUACUGAGUCUAAUAAUCGCAUUGCAACUCGAGAGAUUACAGAUACACCAGACCUUGCCUCUACGGCUCCAAAUGUGGUGGCUCUUAGAAAACAAAACGCCUUACUUCUUGCGCACAUACAAACACCAACUGACCCUAACUCAUCUACCUUAGACAUUAAGUCGGAAAAACUAGGUUUCGUCAUGAAGCUCUCAUUAUCAGAUCUUCAAACUUACGUUAAGCAAAUGUUUAAUGAGGUUAGUAUUCUCACUUGUCAAAAAGAGCUUACUUUGAUUGAAAACAAAAGGUUGAAAAAGUUGGUCGAACAAUCGAAUCAAAUUAUUAUAGAAUUUCAGUCCACACAAGAAGUUUCAACAACUGAAAUGAGUUCUGAUGGGACACCCACUGACAAUAAUCUUCCUCAAAUGGUGAAGUUAUUGAACGAUAGUAAUAAAUUCCUACGCAAGAAGGAAGAGGAACACAAUGAUAUAAUCAACAAAUUACAAGAGAGAGUUAAUUCUCUUGAGCGUGAUUUGGAAGCUCAAUUGAAUCACUGUCGAGAGUUAGAAAAUGAGGUAUCGAGCGUGAAAGAAAUUACGCGCCGGACUGAAGAAGAUAACCAGAGACUCCAGCAACAUAACCAGCAAAUCCUUUAUUCACUGAAGGAAAACAAAGUUUCAGACAGUUCGGCAGAGGCUUCGAAAGCUGAUGAAAAACUGUUGGACGAGCUACGCCAGAAUAUUGAGAAGUUGACUACCGAACUUAAUUCAACUAAGGAAACAAUCGAAAAAUUAGAAUCAGAAAAAACAGAUGCUUCAAAUACGAUCGAACAGUUGACUGCUAGAAGUAAAACAGUUGCCGCUGCAUGGAGAUCUAAGUAUGACCAACUUGUUGCUAAAAGUUUGGAAAAGCACAAUCAAGUUCGCCAACAACUUUCCCAAAAGACUUCGGAGCUUGAAUCGAAAAUUCAAGAAACUAAUACACUCAGAGGAAAACUUCAAAAAUAUGAAGAAAAUGGUGUCUCUGGAGAUAAUGAUGGAGAUCGUCAAAAUCUCAAAGAGGUCAGUGAUGAUUCCCAGAGAGCUGAAUAUAUAUCGACCCAGCAAAGGCUCGUGGAAGCUACGGCUGAAUUGGAUGCUACUAAAAAGGAAGCUUUAUCACUAAGGGAAAGAAUUGGUCAGCUCGAUAAAGAAAAGUCAACUCAAUCCGCUGGUUGUGAAACGACAAAGGAAGAAGUAGAGAAGAAGAACCAAGCUUUAAAGCAGGCUGUCUUGAAGUUACGUUCUAGGAUUACUCAAGAAGUGCAAAAGAAUGACGCCAUGAGUAAACAAUUUAAAGCACUUGAAGUUCAACUGGAGAAGUUGCGUGAAUCGUCUGAGUCGCAAACGCAAAACGCACAUAAUUCAGAAAGCUCAAAGACGUCUGACGAACAGAAAUGGAACUCUCUAUUAAAAGAGAAAGAAGAUAUGCUCUCUGGUACUUUCCAGAUUGUUUUCGAAGAGCCCUUCGAGAAGAUAGUUACAUCCAGUUCUGACUUCCCCGAUGCAGUCAAAAGGGAAUGGAAAAAACGCCAAGAAGGACUUCUUAAAAAGAUUCAAGAGGAAACCAAACAAAGCCAUGAACGACAAAUUAGCAACCUUAGAACCGAGUUAGAAAUGAGAAGCAAGUUAAAACUUAGUAUGCUUGAAAAGAAUUUAGCAAAAGUUCGAGCACAGUUACAAGAGAGUAAUGCCCAAGACAAGGAUCCCUCAGUUAAAGCAACACAGUCGAAAGAUGAUGAGAAGUCUAGUACGAUAACGCCUAAAACUAAUGAGUCUACGAAGGAAUCAAACGAUGAUCAGGCGAAUGCUUCCUUGAAACGCCCUCGAUCUGGUGGUGAAAAUGAGGUUUCUUCUUCAGCAAUUAAGAAAUCAAAAUGAGGAAUUGUAUUAUACCAAGACGCAUCCUAAAGCUUAUAUAUACGAUCAUUUUUUGUGGGUUUGUUUUGUUAAUGUAAUUAAAAAGAUGAAAUAUAUUGUUUGGUUUAAAAUGCUUGAUAUAUAACUACGUAAGCUUAUUAUAUGAAUAAGUCAAAUAGUUCUACAUAAUAAAUGGACGUUAAGUUCAAAUUGAU